This is a messenger RNA of Anguilla rostrata (American eel), 1961 nucleotides long. RefSeq names its product dehydrogenase/reductase 11a (gene dhrs11a). The transcript is spliced from 7 exons. The record is from RefSeq and is a predicted model, not a curated record. The coding region runs from base 225 to 992 and encodes 255 amino acids. NCBI's taxonomy places the organism in Eukaryota, Metazoa, Chordata, Actinopteri, Anguilliformes, Anguillidae.
UAUUGUUUGCCGUUUAAUAUUUAAUCCAGAGUGCAGGGAUUGGAGCUUCCUCACAGUGCCUUUUCCUGGAUGCUGAGAGAGCAGGAUUAGGGAGGGCUGGACAGGACUAGUGCCCGCCCUAUAGCACAAGUGAUUGGUUUUUAUUUUCAUCAUAGAGAUAGAGAUCCGCGAAAUUGUCUUCAUUCGACGGGUUCUUUAAGUUAAUUUUCUUGUAUUCUGUUGAAAUGGAGCGCUGGAAAGGCAGAGUGGCUCUCGUGACUGGAGCCUCGGUGGGGAUUGGAGCCGCUGUAGCACGGGCUCUUGUCCAGCACGGCAUGAAGGUGGUCGGCUGUGCCAGGAAUGUUGACAAAAUAGAGAAGCUUGCAGCCGAGUGCCAGAGCGCGGGGUACAGCGGCACCCUGAUCCCGUACAAGUGCGACCUGUCCAACGAGGAGGAGAUCCUCUCCAUGUUCUCCGCCAUCCGGACGCUGCACCAGGGCGUGGACGUGUGCAUCAACAACGCCGGCCUGGCCCACGCCGAGUCCCUGCUGGCCGGCCGGACGGAAGGCUGGAGGAACAUGAUUGAAGUGAAUGUCCUGGCGCUGUGCAUCUGUACGCGCGAGGCCUACCAGUCGAUGAAGGAGAGGCAUGUGGACGACGGACACAUUAUCAACAUAAACAGCAUGGGUGGACACAGGAUAGUGGCCAGCGCUGACGAGCACUUCUACUGCGCCACCAAAUACGCCGUGACCGCGCUGACCGAGGGGCUCCGGCAAGAGCUGCGGGAAGCCAAGAGCCACAUACGCACCACGAGUAUAUCCCCGGGAAUAGUGGAAACUGAGUUUGCCUUCCGGCAUCACAACAGCGACCCAGAAAAGGCUGCUGCUGCCUACGAGAGUAUAAAGUGUUUGAAAGCAGAGGACAUAGCCAGCACUGUCACAUACGUCCUUAGUGCUCCUCCACAUGUUCAGAUUGGAGACGUGCAGAUGAGGCCAGUAGAGCAGGUGUCAUAGCAACUGAGCAGGAAGCCGCUGGUGCAGCAGAUAGAGCCAGCAGCCUGGGUGACUCCCUAGCGACCUCUGCUGGACAAAACUAGUUUUAAACUGGAUUGGAAGGAUCAGAUUUUUGGAGUUCGGGUGGUACAUAAAACCUCAUUUGAGUACAGUGGGAGUCUGAUUGGUCUAUUGGGGACACUACAGAGUGAUUUGGAGUGCUGCAGGGAAUAGAUCAUGUCAGAUUGUUGGUGUUUUUUUUUCUUAAGCCUUUCUUUAUAAAAAUGGAUAAAUAAAUGAAUGAAUGCCUGCAAAAGGAGUACGAAACUGGUGUGCAGCACUCCUGAGCUGUGUGGCCAAGUGCACGGUCAUUAUUACAAUGGGAAGGUUUGCCAUCAGUUGCACAUAUAUUUUCUUUCGGGUUUUUUUUUUUUGUUUCUUUUUUGUUUCUUUUUUUCCAGUCAUAUUACAUAUAUGUUUAAGAGUAUAAAUGAAAGUAAACACUGCUGUUAAUGAUUACUAUUAUUUUAUUAUUUUUAUAAAUAUAUUUAGAUCUUUGAUUGUAGUUUGAUGUGGUUCCAUACCAUAACCAUAGGGGAACAAUCCAUUUUCAUUCCCAAACUCUUCUGUUUUAGUACUGGGCAUUCGAUUUGUCUGUCUGUCAACAAGCAUGAUGCUCCUGGCCACGCAUUGGUCUCGCACAUCCCAUGGGAAUCCUGCAUUAACCUGUUAGCCGUGGUGAAGGUGAAGGUUUGUGGGCAUUUCUGAACUCCCCUUACCUUUUAUUGCCCCCCCCCCCACCACUCCAUGCCAACCAUGUAACAGAAAUCAGUUUGCACUUUGGAACCUGCUGAAAAACCACUAAUGUCUUUAGACACAAUGUUUCUAACUGAGAAAUGGGCACGUGUAUAAUUAAAAGUACUACUCGUGAGUGUGUACUGUAAUCAUAGGUAUUCUCAAUAAAAUAAAAAUAAAAACGUUUUAUUGCUA